UUAAAGUUUCUUCGAGAUCAGUCACUAACCUGUCAUCACAUCUGUCCUAUUAAAGAGGGAGAAGAAAUAGUUAAAAGAAAUCUUGGAGCCAAGUAUAUAAAGAGACUCGCAAGUAAAGAACUAUAUAUGGAUUUGGUUCCUUCAAUGUUUAUGCCUGAUUCAACCGAGGAAGAUGGGUUACUAUUUUCUGAUUCUUUUGUUCUUUCCCCGUUUUUGCCAUGCCAAAACCAUGAUGUUUGCAAUCCGAUAGCAAACAAAAAUGGUGGGAGCAAUAAGAAACGAAGUUUGUGUGAUACAUAUGGCGCAAGUGAAGCCAACAAAGGGGCUCCUGAUGAUCGAGAAAGCAAGAAGAUGAGACACAGAGACAUUGAAAGGCAAAGAAGACAAGAAGUUUCAUCUCUUUUCAAAAGUCUAAGAACUCUCUUGCCAUUUCAAUAUAUCCAGGGUAAACGUGCCACAUCAGAUCAUAUUUUCCAGGCAGUGAACUACAUCAAAGAUUUACAAAACAAAAUCAAAGAACUAAACGAAAAGAAAAAUCGGAUUAAAAAAUCAAUACCGGGCACACAUAUCACGCAUCCAUCAACAGAGGAAUGCACUAGUAGUAGUUUAUCAUCGUCAUCAACAUUAUCAUCAAGCUGCUCAUGUGUAGAUGACAAACACAUUACAGUUGUGGUCAUGCCUUGUUUGAUGGGUGUUGAGAUCGUUAUAAGUUGUUGUAUCCAACGAAACAAGUCUUGUCUCUCGACUGUUCUACAAACGUUGGCUCAAGAGCAAAGGCUUAGUGUAGUUAGUUGCCUCUCAUCAAAGCUGCAACAACGAUUUACACACACCAUUGUUUCUCAGGUCGAGAAUGGAAUAAAGAUCGACUAUUCAGAAAUAAAAGAUAAAAUAAUGAAUAUGUAG
Molecule: messenger RNA, 903 nt
Organism: Thlaspi arvense
Lineage: Eukaryota; Viridiplantae; Streptophyta; Magnoliopsida; Brassicales; Brassicaceae
Source: the annotation of a GenBank genome assembly